CAUGCAUGAGAGGGGGAAGCUGCAAGGGAAGCUUGGCACAGCUGAGGGGAUCUCUGCACGGGAGGGGGCCUGUUGGCAGCAGAGUUGGGUCUGGUUUGGUCACUGGGGUGACUGCCUGGGCUGCACUGACAUUAAUCCCCACUGAGAGUGACUGGCACACAGGAGGGGAGCAUCAGGUGCACUGUUCUCAGUGCAAAUCAAAACCGUUUUCUCAUGUUCUGUUGACCUGUGUGACACCUGGUGAGGGAGGAGCUGGCUCAGCUGACUGGCACUUGACAAGCUUCUGUCUGUCCCUUGGAGGCUGUGCUAGAAAACAGCGCAGUCCUUCCUGGCUGAAGACCCAACCUGGCAAGAGGACGGUGCAGUCUAGCAGUUUGGAGUGGGUGUCUCUUUUCCCAGCUCUGCUGUUGAUUCACGUGUGACCUGGGGCAGAUCAUUCCAUCUCCCUGAGCCUCUGCCUCCCCAUCUGUGAAAUGGAGGAGGGACCUGACUGCCAUGCGCGUAGCGGUGAUUGGGGCGGGGGUGAUCGGGCUGUCCACAGCCUUGUGCAUCUACGAUCAGCAUCACUCGGUCGUCCAGCCCCUGGAAAUUGAGGUCUAUGCUGACCGGUAUACGCCACUCACCACCAGCGAUGGAGCAGCAGGGCUCUGGCAGCCCUACGUGGACGAUAAGAGAAACGCUCAAGAAACGCUCUGGAACAAAGAGACAUUUGAUUACCUGUGUGGACACCUGAACUCACCGGAAGCAGAGGAAAUGGGACUCUUCCCAAUUUCUGGCUACAAUCUCUUUACACAGCCAGUUCCGGACCCACCUUGGAAGGACAUUGUCCUGGGAUUUAGGAAUCUGACAGCAAAAGAGCUUGAACUCUUCCCUGGUUACAGCUAUGGUUGGUUUAACACAGCACUAAUCUUAGAGGGCAAGAGCUAUUUGCCUUGGCUUACCAAGAGGUUAAAGCAGAGAAGAGUCAAGUUUUUUCAUAAGAAGAUUGAAUCCUUCCAUGAGAUGGCUGCCAAGGGUGUGGAGGUUAUAAUAAACUGUACUGGGGUCCGUGCAGGGGAACUGCAACCAGACCCAGGGUUAAUGCCAGGCCGAGGACAAAUCAUAAAGGUCCUGGCCCCUUGGGUGAAGCAUUUCGUCAUGACUCAUGAUCUUGAAUCUGGAAUCUAUAACUCACCAUACAUUGUACCUGGGAGCAAGCUAGUGACCUUGGGAGGGAUAUUUCAGCUGGGAAACUGGAACGAAGAGAACAGCCCCCAGGAUCACAAAGCAAUUUGGGAAAAUUGCUGCAAGCUGCUCCCUAGUCUCCAGAAGGCAAAGAUUGUGGAUGAAUGGAGUGGCUUCCGCCCUGUGCGCUACACAGUUCGGUUGGAGAGAGAGGCAAUUCGUCAUGGACCUUUAAAAUCAGAGGUGAUACACAACUAUGGCCACGGUGGUUUCGGACUCACCAUCCACUGGGGAUGUGCCAUGGAAGCCGCCAGGAUCUUCGGAAGGAUUCUGGAAGAAAAGAAGCUGGCCCGACCACCACAGUCCCAUCUUUGAUUUAACAGAAAUAUUCUGAUGAUCAUUCACAUUUUUUCCAUGGCAAAUCUGCGAUAGGCCAACAGCAAUAGCAGAGGACGGAUGGGAAGAAACUGUUGGUUGUGUGCAGCAGUCACAUGUCCAACAAUAGCACCAGUAGCUAGGAAGUCACAGGGCAAAGGCAAAAAUAAAUAACUCAGUAAUGCAUGUUCUCUGUUUGAUGCCCUCAGUAGCUCCAAGACUGGUCUCUAGGGUACAGUUUUCGGAUUGUUACCAAUUAACUCCCUGUUGCUACUGUUUGCCAGGCAGCUGGCUCAUCCUUGCUCUGUUCAUAUAAACUACACCAUGGAAACAUAAAUAAAACCUGUGUUAUUGUA
This is a messenger RNA of Gopherus flavomarginatus (Mexican gopher tortoise), 1895 nucleotides long. It is a transcript of the gene DAO, whose product is annotated as D-amino acid oxidase. The transcript has 12 exons. Gene Ontology annotation, molecular function: FAD binding; D-amino-acid oxidase activity. The record is from RefSeq and is a predicted model, not a curated record. The coding region runs from base 496 to 1539 and encodes 347 amino acids. Lineage: Eukaryota; Metazoa; Chordata; Testudines; Testudinidae.